GAAGUUACGCGGUGUACAAGCAAUCACUACUAGUCCAUAUUUAUUUUGGAUGUAAAGACAGCCAAGAUGGCUGUUGUAUCAGAUGCAGUACUUCAAAGAUUACUUGACGUUUGGAAAGAUUCCCGAUUUGAGGAACUACAAAAAGAAUCGGAUUUAGCGGCAGAGGAAGUAGAAAAGACACGAAAGGUUUCUUUAGAAGAAAGAAAAGAUCUGUCUUCAAAAACUAAAGAAUUCAAAAAACAACCAGACGAUGUCAAACUGAACGAGAUAAAAUCCCUUUUGAAACUCUAUCAAGGAGGAAUUGAUUCCCUCACGAAGCGCGCAAAAUAUGCAGAAUCAAUAUUUUUUCAGAUGUACGAAUCGUUGGGAGAUUUUCCAGAUCCCUAUCCUCUAUUGGAGCAGGCGGCUGAAAUUGAUCAAAUUAAGCAAGAAUUGGAAUCUAAAGAGGAAGAAAAAAGGAAACUAAGAGAAGAAUUGAAGCAAAAGGAGUCAUUAUCGACUGAAGUUCGAAAUUUGCGGCAAGAAUUACAAAAAACAAAGGAUUCUGUUGAUGCAGAAGUACAAAAAAGAGUCUCGAAAUCCGUUCAGGAGUAUGAGAAAAAGUUUUUAGAAAAAGAAAAGCUGCACAAGGAUUCUGAACAAGAGAACACUGAGAGAAUUAACCAGCUGAACAAGAAAGUCCGUGACUUACAAGCUACUCAGAUUGAUCAUGCUCUUCAGUUCGGACAGUUAGAACCCCCAUCGGAGGAGAGUAUUAUCAAGAGUUCGGAAUAUCAAAGCCUGCUAAAUGAGCUUGAUGAAGCAAAUAGGUCAAUUGGCUCCUUAAUAAGCGAAAAUGAAAGGUUAAAACAGAAUUCUGAUGAGCCAAAACUUGAAAAUGAGAAUGUCGAUAAAAAAAUGAAGGAGCAUCUUGAUUUCAUGGAAUCAAGAAAUCGCAGUCUCACCGCUGAGCUUGAAGAAAUUCGUCAAUCCUCCCAAAAUGAGUCGAAUGCUUUUCGAAAUGCACAAUCAGAUCUUACAAAGCAACUCGAGGAGAAGCAGGCAAUUAUUCAAAGCCAAAUAGAAACUCUGAAAAGCUAUUCGGACUAUGAAGAGCUAAAAAGGGAGCUUUCUGUUUUGAAACAAAUUGAGUUAAAUGCAGACUCUCCCUUAACUGAGUCAACUUCAUUGGAAGCUCAAAUCCUCAGACGUGAAAAAGAACUAUCUAAUGAGCUCUCUAAGCUUAGAACCCAAGAAGCGUCUUUACAGCAGAAGCUUGCCAAUGAAAAAGCACGCAAUGGGAGCUUGGAGAAAGCUAAUCGUGAGCAAAAAGCUUCCUUGCAAAGACUGGAAUCUGAACUGGCCUCUUUAAGCACUGAAGGGAGCACGUACUAUCCUAAUAGCAGUUAUCGUGAAUCUAGUGGUCGCCUUUCUCCUACUUCUUCCAUCAUCGGAGGUAGCCCUAGUAUAUUUGGGGGGAGCACUACAUCCAAAAUGACUGGCCCCGAAAACGGCUCUACAAUCAUGGACGUUGUCAAACAACAAAGAGAUCGUUUUCGACGUGCAAACGUUGAUUUAGUCAACCAAAUUAGUUCUAGCAAUGAGAAGGUUGCUAAUUUAGAGAGCAGAUUGAGAGAAAUGGAGAAAAGCAAUACACUUUUAUACGAACAGAUGCGAUUUCGUGAACAAUACCAAACUGAAAUACUACAGAAUCCAUCUCAGAUUGAAGCAGCCACUGCUUACGAAAACAACAUUUCCCCUUUUGCAUCUUUUAGGAAAAGGGAAUCUGAACGAGCAUUUUCAAGAAUGGGUUCAUUUGAGCGCUUGCUCUAUGUACUUUUACGCACCGUUUUACUGAAUAAUGGCACCAGAGCUAUCUUUUUGACCUAUCUGAUAAUGGUGCAUUUGUUUAUAUUCGUCGUUCUUUUUAAAUUAGGUGUGUCUGUUAACAAACUACAUGCUUUACCAGAGGCAACGCUAAAGUCCCAAUGAUGAUUCCCUAAUGUCUUAAUACUACAACAUCGUCUUUUAUGACUUCUGCAUAAUUUAAAUUCCAAUGUACACUAAUGAAUCAUUUGAAAACGACAUCAUAACUAUAAGACGUGCAAUACCA
Molecule: messenger RNA, 2092 nt
Organism: Schizosaccharomyces octosporus yFS286
Lineage: Eukaryota; Fungi; Ascomycota; Schizosaccharomycetes; Schizosaccharomycetales; Schizosaccharomycetaceae
Product: CASP family protein
Exons: 3
Coding region: 67-1971 (634 amino acids)
Biological process (GO): intra-Golgi vesicle-mediated transport
Cellular component (GO): Golgi membrane
Source: RefSeq, a predicted model, not a curated record